Triplophysa rosa is the source of this 2402-nucleotide messenger RNA. It is a transcript of the gene msi1b, whose product is annotated as musashi RNA binding protein 1b. Gene Ontology annotation, cellular component: cytoplasm. NCBI's taxonomy places the organism in Eukaryota, Metazoa, Chordata, Actinopteri, Cypriniformes, Nemacheilidae. The record is from RefSeq and is a predicted model, not a curated record. The coding region runs from base 84 to 1151 and encodes 355 amino acids. The transcript has 14 exons. Gene Ontology annotation, molecular function: RNA binding.
UAACUCACCCCACGCCAAUCCCCCUCGCCACACUUUCUGCCUCCUUUCUCGCACCAUACUCGGACGGGACACACAGCCGCGCAAUGGAGUCGGAAGGCAGCCAGAGUAACCUGUCCUCCCCGGACUCUCCGCACGACCCUUGCAAAAUGUUCAUCGGUGGUCUGAGUUGGCAAACCACGCAAGAGGGUUUGAAAGACUACUUCUGUAAGUUUGGUGAGGUGAAGGAGAGCAUGGUGAUGAGGGAUCCAGUUACAAAGCGCUCCAGGGGUUUCGGAUUUGUCACGUUUGUGGACCAAGCUGGCGUGGACAAAGUUCUGGCCCAGACCAGGCACGAGCUGGACUCGAAAACUAUUGACCCGAAAGUCGCCUUCCCGCGACGGGCCCAGCCUAAGUUGGUGACUCGAACAAAGAAAAUAUUUGUUGGAGGCCUGUCGGUGAACACAACUAUUGAAGAUGUAAAACAGUACUUUGACCAGUUCGGAAAGGUGGAUGAUGCAAUGCUUAUGUUUGACAAAACAACCAACAGGCACAGAGGUUUUGGAUUUGUGACCUUUGAAAAUGAAGAUGUGGUGGAGAAAGUCUGCGAAAUCCAUUUCCACGAGAUCAACAACAAGAUGGUGGAAUGUAAGAAGGCCCAGCCCAAGGAAGUGAUGUCACCCACAGGCUCCUCAAGGGGUCGUGCACGUGUGAUGCCUUAUGGGAUGGACGCCUUUAUGCUUGGGAUUGGAAUGCUGGGUUAUCCAGGGUUCCAGGCAGCUACAUACGCCAGUCGCAGCUACGCUAGUCUUACACCAGGAUACACAUAUCAGUUCCCUGAAUUCCACUUAGAGAGGACCCCCCUUCUGACUUCACCCCACCCCCCUGAGCUCACAGCCAUUCCGCUGACAGCGUACAACCCCAUGGCGGCGGCGGCCGCAGCAGCAGCUGUGGUCAGAGGCUCCACUCCUUCUCGCUCAGCUGGGUUUCUGGGUACCAGCAGUCCCGGGCCGAUGGCAGAUUUGUAUGGAACGGCCAGUCAGGAGUCAGCAGUGGGCAGCUACAUCAGCGCUGCCAGUCCUGCUCCCAGCACUGGAUUCAGUCACAGCCUCGGGACGUGUUUUUCUUUACAGGGCCCUCUGAUUGCUACGGCAUUCACUAAUGGCUACCACUAAAAUGUAUGAGGUACAAUAAUGAUUGUUGUUUUUAUGUCUUCCUGAAAUCUCAAGGAAGGUUUUUUGUAAGUGGGGCGAUUGAUAUCAAUCAAAAAUAAUAAUGGAAGCCCUGCACGUGCCGGGGUUCUAUUUCUAUUUUUUAAAACAUUUUUAAAUGGUUUUGAAUUGGAUGGGUCAGCAUUAAGCCAGGCACAUAUUCAUGUGAUGGCGACUGCAACAUUAUUAACGUGAUGUGACAUGUUUCCUGUUUUGUGAAUUACUGUCAUAUCAGGGUCUAGAUUAACUCCCGGUUCCUCUUAUAUAGAGAUAAACCUGUAAAUACAUUUGAUGAGUUCUCUGUUUAACAAGAUAACAUCUUAGUGUCAUUUUAAUUCGUUUGGCUUCUUUUCUGAAUAUUUUGUUUCUCUUUUGUUUUGAGUCUUUGUCUGUUUUUGUGAUGACACUAUACACGUGUUGUAGGUUUGUAAUUGUAGAAACAUCUUUGCUGUCCUGCAAGAGCAAUAAUCUGCCACAUCUAUGUGGAUCUUUGUAGUGUAUUUAAAUCACAUAAAUCAUUAGGGACAUUUUCUGCAGAAGUAUAUAGUAUGAUGGGAUAUCAAAAUGUAUAUUUUGUUAGUUCUGCAAACUGCAUUUAAUACUUUGAUCAGGAAAAUAGAAGGAUUUACAAUGAGGACAUAUUUCUCAGACUUAGUUUCAACCUUGUUUGUGUAAAAUAUUGUACAUACUGUCUUUUUGAGAUCCGCAUUCCGGAUCUGUCGAUGUGAUGAGAAUGAGUGUUUUACACUCAAGAACACAGACACAUGAUAAUCUUUGUGUCCUAAAAGUUUUUUCAUGAUUUUAAGAACUUGAACUUGUUUUGUUCAGUGUAUUUUGACAGAAGGCAAAGUGAAUGAUGCUACUAUUGAAUGAGUGUGAAAUGUGAAUUUUUGGAGUCCUGGUGUAAUGUAUUUUUUCAGUAAGAUGACCUAAAAUGUGAAUUGUAACCCCUUUCCCCACAACUUUUACUUUGUUUUGACCAUGUCCAUGCGCAAUUUCAUUGAUCUCUUUUCGAGGUUUUCAAGUCUUGUUAUGAUUGGGUUAUAAGAAUACUUCAAUUAACUGAAGAUUCACAACUGGUAUAUAGCAACACUAAUAUAACAAUAUGUUUUUAUGAAGUAAACAGAAUGCCUGUUAAAACUGAAAGUAUUAAUGUUUCUUGUUUGAGAUCUUGUUUGAAAACCCUUUCUGAAAAAAAUAAAAGGAAAAAGGAAC